This is a messenger RNA of Closterium sp. Yama58-4, 2406 nucleotides long. NCBI's taxonomy places the organism in Eukaryota, Viridiplantae, Streptophyta, Zygnematophyceae, Desmidiales, Closteriaceae. The record is from the annotation of a GenBank genome assembly.
AUGGCUCCAGCAAACGGCAGAGAUGGAGCUAAUGCGAUAAAUGCGACGGAUGUCACGCACGGUGGGAACGGGCAGGACGAAAACAUGGAUGAGGGCGAGGAGGCGAACUUACUGGACAACUUGAACGCAACGACUGUGAUAGUAACGGGGGCGAGGAGCCGCGACGACGAAACGAGCGAAGUUGGGAAAGCGAUGGCGGAAUUGGAGGAGUGGAUUGAGAGGAAGGUGGAGGCGAUUUCCGCCCUGGCGGACGCGAUUCGGACGGAAUGGGCGAGCGGCGCGACGGCGCCGUCGCUUAUGGGUACUAAGGCAGGGCGCAAGCGAGCUCGUGUGGCGGAUGGGUCUUCCUCAGAACCGAUGGUGUUGGUAUCGACUGGGGAAACGGGCGCAUCACGCAAAGACGUAGCCCCCUUUUCCACUGCUUCUCCUACUCGUAACAGCAUUUGGCCGCGCUGUCAGCGAACGCGGGAAGCUAUUCAAAAAAGGGUUUCGACGGAAACUUGCCAACCCCUCACUCCCUCUCCACUUUCUCUGUCCCCUGCUUCCCUGUCCCUUGCUUCACCAUCCCCUGCUUCUCCAUCUCCUGCUUACCCGUCCCCUGCUUCCCCAUCUCCUGCUUCCCCGUCCCCUGCUUCCCCGUCCCCUGCUUCCCCGUCCCCUGCUUCCCCAUCUCCUGCUUACCCGUCCCCUGUUUCCCCGUCUCCUGCUUCCCCGUCCCCUGCUUCCCCGUCUCCUACUUCCCCAUCCCCUGCUUCCCCGUCUCCUGCUUCCCCAUCCCCUGCUUCCCUGCCCCCUGUUUCCCCGUCCACUGCUUCCCCAUCCUCUGCUUCCCCGUCUCCUGCUUCCCCGUCCCCUGCUUCCCCAUCCCCUGCUCCCCCGUCUCCUGCUUCCCCGUCCCCUGCUUCCCCAUCCCCUGCUCCCCCGUCUCCUGCUUCCCCCAAGGGAGAGUGGGUAGGAGAAGGGCGAGGGGAGGAGCCGGUGGAGGCAGCAGGAGCACAGCUUGGGGGAGAGGAAGGGCACGUAGCAGAGAGACUGGGCGUGGAAGAGAGGGAUGGUGCGGCAGAGAGGGAUGGUGCGGCAGUCAAUUGUGAAAAUAACGCCGAAGAUGCAGAGGAGGACGCAAUUGAGGAGGGAGUGGGAGACAACUAUGACCUGGUUGAGCCCACCGAUGGUGAAGAGGCAUUCAGGGCGCGGCUGUAUGAGAAGAUCGACGCCUUGCUGCUGCUCAUCCCUGCUGACAAGCAGGUGGUUCAGACACGAGUGAUCAACCGAACGGUCCGCUUUCUCUCUUCCCUGCUGCCCAAGACACAGCAGAGCACAGCUACAGUGCAGCGGAUCGCCCCUGAAACGCAGCAACUCAAUGGCAACCCUGCAGCCGCAGCACCGCAGAUCACCCCUGAAUUACAUGAGAUUACCCUCUCCAAGAGCAACCUCCACUACUUUCUCUCACUGGCUCCCACCUUCCGCCCCACCCUCCUCCCCUUCCUCUCCUCCCUCUCACUCGACCACUGCUCCUCUGUCUCUCCCCGUGACAUUCUUUCCCUCGUCCACCUCCCCUCCCUCACCUCCCUCUCCUUCCUCCAAACCCCCAUCGCUCCAGCUGCCCUAUCCCUCAUCCAGCCCUUCUCUCGCCUCCACCAACUCGUCCUCGACUGCCCCGGGCCCUCAACUCUGGCCUUCAAAACGGCGUCCUGGCAAUUAAAGAGCCUGAAAGUGCUGCACUUGAGCCGGGUGACCAACGCAAUUCUGGAGCAGGUGGGCAUGCUGACGAGCCUCGAGAUUCUCUCCUGCACGUGCUGUGAGGGGGUGACUUUCACGGGAUGGCUUUGCCUCGUCGGGUUGAAACGGCUGAGGCAGCUCCGAAUGGCUCCAGCAGAUCUGGACCGUCAUGGUUUGAAGAUGGAGUAUCCCAAGGGAAGCUUGCCGGUGGUCUCGCGAGCGUUUGCAAGGCCACAGAAGAAGUUUGGGGGCGUUUAUUGGGAGAGAGUUCAAGAACAUUCACGCUUGAAACACUUGGAGGGAUUGCCGAGCCAGGACAAAGACAGUGGGGUGUGGCAUUUGCUGGGCUCGCUGCAAACUCUAAAUCACCUGGAGCUGCAUGCACCACCGCGCUACAAGCACGCCUACACGACACUCGACGCGCUGCACCUUCUCACCACUCUCCGCGUCACCGGGGCUUUUCUUGACGAGGACGCGUUCACACGCGUGACUCGCGUAACGUGGCUCACCCACCUCAGCCUGGCCGGCUGCACGUUCACAACUGACAGCGUGGUGAUGAAAAUAGCAGCUGCCAUGCCGAAGCUCCAGUCCCUGGACCUGUCGGGAACGGCAAUCAGCAAAGAUGACAUCGUGGAACUGAAAGACUUGAAGCAACUGGAGCGUUUGACGCUGCAGCGGUGCCCCUAG